Molecule: messenger RNA, 1563 nt
Organism: Homalodisca vitripennis (glassy-winged sharpshooter)
Lineage: Eukaryota; Metazoa; Arthropoda; Insecta; Hemiptera; Cicadellidae
Product: trimethyllysine dioxygenase, mitochondrial-like
Exons: 8
Coding region: 276-1514 (412 amino acids)
Biological process (GO): carnitine biosynthetic process
Cellular component (GO): mitochondrion
Molecular function (GO): iron ion binding; trimethyllysine dioxygenase activity
Source: RefSeq, a predicted model, not a curated record
UCACUCUGUUUUAUUGCUGCGUGAGGAGCUCGUGAACGAGCUCGGAGACUCGGAGGUGUGUGAUCUGAUCACCCCAUCCAGGUGGCUCACGAGGAGCUGGCGUUUUACUUAACCUUUUCAUACUUCAUAACAAACUACAACAAAUACUUUGGUCGAGUGUUAAAGUUCUAUUAUUUUCGAUUUAAUCUUACCAUAUUAAAAUAUAAAUGCGCGCAUCAUAUUAUGUACUAAGUUAUUUGAGAGCUUAACACUAAUUUUUUCAAACACAGCCUAGAAUGUUCAAGCAGUUGUUUACUAAAAACCCUUAUAAGUGUUACUUGUCAACCCAACAGAAGUUGUGGUGUGAGACAUUUUCUAUAAAAUUUCACUCUAAAACCUCAAGUGAAAGAAAGCAGUUGGGUGGCUAUGAGUACGAAGAAGACACUUCGGGUUUCAAGAAUAUUCUUGCUGUAACUAAUACUCAUCUAGAAAUCAAAGAAACUACCAGUAAUAAAAGGUUAGAAGUCAACUUUGAAUGGUUACGUGAAAACUGCAGAUGUGCUUCGUGUUAUAAUGGAGUAACCAACCAGAGAAAUAUUUGUAUAUUUGAUUUAAAGACUGACAUACAACCCACAACAUUUUCUUUGUUCCAUAACACCUUGAAAAUUGGCUGGAAUGAUGGGCACCAUUCUGAGUAUGACUUGGACUGGCUAAGAGUUCAAAACAGAGCUGAGGACAUCCCUGCAGAGAUAUUGUGGUCUGGGGACAUGUCUGCACAUGUUGAGUAUGUUACAGCAUCAGAUGUCAAAUCAAAAGAAGGAAUAACUCGACUGAUCAAGUCACUCUUGGAUUAUGGAGUUGGCUUUGUUACAAAUGUGAAACAUAAUAUACAAUCAACAGAAGAAAUAAUUAGAUGUAUUGGACCACCCCAGAAGACACUGUUUGGGACCAUGUGGGAGUUCACCAACAAGAUGGAACACUUGGACUCAGCGUAUUCCAAUAUAGCAUUAGACGCUCAUACUGAUACAUCCUACUUCAUCGAGCCCGCAGGGUUGAUAAUAUUUCACUGCAUGGAGAGGAACUGUGAAGGAGGAAAGACACUUUUAGUGGAUGGAUUCCGAGCUGCAAAAGAAGUUGAAUUGGAGUCACCAGAUUUAUAUCACUGUUUGAGAACUGUUCCUACUGAGUUCCAAUACAUAGAGAAAGGUUAUCAUUUAACUUCCCUAAGCACCAUGAUACAGCAUAGUCUACAUGGUAGAAUUAAUCAAAUAAGAUACAACCUGUAUGACCGCAGUGCGCGGCAACCUCUGCAGAGUGUGCUGUUCUACCGGUCACUGCGAAAGCUAGCAGCGGCGGUGCGUAAGCCCAAGGCAGAGUGGUGGCUCACAUUGGAACCAGGCACCGUAGUUUUCAUCAACAACUGGCGUGUAUUGCAUGGGCGUUCAGCUUUCUAUGGUCAGCGCACCAUGGGUGGAGCUUAUCUUCACAUGGGCAACUUCCUCAGUAGGGCUCGCUCUUUAGCGCUCAUUACAUAACUUGUCUUAAUGAAUUUAUAAACAACAAAUACACAUUUCUAUGGUAAUA